AUGUUUGCUACAAGAGCCCUCCUUCAAGCCGCUCGCGUCACCCUCUUCACCCGCGCCGGCUGCGGGCUCUGCGACACGGCCAAACACACCGUCGUCCAACUGAACAAGCGCAAACCCUUCAACUACGAGGAAUUGGACAUCAUGACCCCUGCAAACAAACAAUGGAAGGAUUUUUACGAGUUCGAUGUGCCCGUUCUCCAUGUGCAAUCCGUUAAAGAUCAGCAGAUCUCCGAUCCGAAGAAGCUGUUCCAUCGCUGGACCGAGCAGGAGGUUGAGAAUUUGGUCGAUGAUAUGAAGACACAAUAA
Messenger RNA from Aspergillus chevalieri, 306 nucleotides. Its product is annotated as glutaredoxin family protein. Bases 1 to 306 code for a protein of 101 amino acids. The transcript has a single exon. NCBI's taxonomy places the organism in Eukaryota, Fungi, Ascomycota, Eurotiomycetes, Eurotiales, Aspergillaceae. The record is from RefSeq and is a predicted model, not a curated record.